GCAAAUUACAUCACAGAUCUGCCCACGGACGCGCACACGCAGAUGACUCGGAGUCACCCUGUGUCCUGAACUACUCUGACCCACGGGAACCGUUUUAAAGUCACUUUUUAAAUUAGUAUUAUAACCAAGUGCCAAAAUGUUGCCUUUUAAGAGAACUUUUGAGAGCGAGAAGCAGCAGCUGCAGGAGCUGAACUGCAGGCUGGCCCAGUAUCUGUCCAGGACCAAGCAGCUGGAGCAGGAAAACACGCAUCUGAUGUGUGAGAUCAAUAAACUCAGACAGGCGCAAACGGCGGAGUGGGAGCCCAGGUACAAAGCAGAGAUGCGGGAUCUGAGGAGAAUGGUGGAGCAGCUGUCGUUUGAGAAGUCCCAGGCGGAGAUGGAGAGGGAGAAGAUAUGGCGAGAGUUGCAGAUGGUUCAGUCCCUGUGCAACCAGCAGACCGACGUGUGCAGGGACAUCAGUGGGGAGCUCCACGGCUGCGAAAAGGAGCUGGACCACGCACACAAAACCAACAGUGAACUCCAGCAACGCGUGAUUCAACUCCAAAACGAGUAUAAGCGCUUGGAGGAUGCGCACAGGCACGAAAUCGGGCAUCUCCGGCGUCAGGUGGACUCUCGGAUGGUCCCCAUUGUCAGUCAAACUUACCGCGGGCCUCCGGCGGCCACCGUGGAAGAAGUGCAAGAAUAUGCCCACGGUCUGUCCCAAGGAUGGAUCGAUACCUUUGAGAUGUACCAGCAGAAGAUCGAAGACAUGGAGCAGUCCAUUAAAGCGGAUCAGGCCAAACUGAGUGACCUGCAGAGGGAGAAGAUGAUGUACGCGUCAGAGUUGGACAAAAUGCGCAAAGAUGCGGAAAAACAAGGGCAGGUUCAAGUGCGUCUGGAAGAGCAACUGAUGCAUAUGCAGGAAAAAUUUAAUAUGGACUUGAGUGAAUAUCAGAUGAUUAUUGAACAGCUGGAGCAUGAAAGGAACAUGAUGUGCGGCGCUAUUGAAGAAAAGAUGCGACAACAUCAGGAGCUUCUUCAGGUCAAGAUGGAUCUGGGCUUGGAGGUGGCUGCCUACAGGGCUCUCCUGGAAGGUGAGCAAGAUGUUCAAAGGAGAGUGAAUCAACAACAGAGAGAAAGAAUAAUAGAUAUCAAGAUGCCUGCCCAACCAUACACUCCUAGAACCACAUCUAUCAGACAACACAUGGACAUCAGAUACACACCGACUUCAACUUCACACGUCAGAAGAUCUCCUGUACCUCAGUCUGGGUCCAAAAGUCCCUCCAGGGUCAUUCCUAUUUCAGUGGCUCGCCAUCAGAGCCCUGCAUCCAGAAGGGACAUGAUUUCAUUCACCAAAGCACGAGCUGCUGCAUCUGCCCCUCCUCCUGCUGAACAAGUAAACAAAACCAGUUCUUAUGCACAGAAAACGGUAUCGGAGGAGAAAACCAUUAAAAUCAAGCAGGUUUCUCAGGUAGAAAACCAAAGAAGUCCCCUGAAAUCCCCCACCACCGAGAGUGCAUCAGUGAGAGUGCUGUCACCAACAAUGAUGAGCCUCAGCAAGAAUACUGAAACAGGAAGCAAAAGGAACGUGCCAGAAGAAAAAGAGAAAGUAAAUGAAUUUGAUCGAAUGCCCAAAGAUCGAGAGAAAGCAGAGUCUACAAUAGGCCCAGAAGAAAAAAAGAUAUUAGACUCAGUGUCUGUAGAGGAAAUCAUAGAGAAAGUGAUAAAGCCAGCAGGUUUAGAGGCGAAGGUCUGCCAAUCAGGAGAUUCAAAGGUAAGAUAUCAUGUGGAGAAAACUGAGCAAGAUGAUGGCACAACUAAGACAAAGAUUGUUCUGGAGUCCAAGGUGGAGGAAGAGCUGGAUAUUUCUGAGGACAAUGCUCUGGAUGACCUUCUGAGCCACGGGGUGAAGAAGGUGGCGCUGGACGACAUCAAAGACACAGCAACAGGAAGCAUGAUCCAGAAUCUGAUCAGUGGGCUGCAGGGUGGAGAGAACCUGCAAAAUAAGUCCAUCAAUGUGGAAAUCAUCGAAGAACCGGUGGAGUCUGAGAGCGAUGAGGAGCGCGAAGUGGAGGAGGAGUUAAGAUGCAGUUUUAAUGAGCCCUCCUCAAAGUAUUUCCAAAUUGAGGAGUUAGAGAAUGUCCCCCAUGAUGAAACAAGAGUUCAGAAGAGUGAUGAUGACGCAACAAAAGCUAUGACAGAGACAGAUCACUGGAAAGGAGGAUCUGUCCAUAUUACAGAGAGCGAAUCUUCAUAUUUGUCUCAUCAACAAGAGCCUCACGAGUAUUUUGUCUCCACACCAGAUGACAACUAUUCUGAACCAGAGGAGGGCGGUGGCAUAACCUCAUACGGCCAUUAUGGUAUUGUUGAUGAUCUGUCAGACGAGAGAUAUUACCAAGAUGAAAGUCUUCCAACAAAAAGAGUGAUUGUUGAGGAAAGUGAAUACAAGAUCACAUCAGGUGAGCACCCGUUUGCCAAAGAGAGUUUCCCAGAGUGCAUCAUUGAAGAAGAGAUCCGUGUCUCCCCUAUAGUACAGGAAUCAGUGCUUGGGUUCCUGAGAGAAGACUCUUUGGAGCCUAAAGAGCAGCUGAAGGGAGCCCUAGAGAAACUACAAGAAUCAGUAUCAGGUCCACUGAGAGAGGAGUUGGCUUUCCUCACAAAAGUUAGUAGUGAAAACCCACAAAAUGUAGCUGUUGAUAUCAAAAAAGUUCAACAGUCCAGUGACAAUGGAACCAUGACCAUAGUGGCAGAGUUGAAUGUGUCUCAGUCCCUGGAGGAGUCUGGUCUACUGGAGGGAGACGAUCUAUCUGAGGAGCAGAUCAUGGCAGCUCUGAGAUCUUCAAACCUUGGAUUUGAGAAGGCUUUCCAGGGUGGAGCAGGAGGAGGGUACAGCGUGAGAGUCUCAACAGAAGAGGAAGUGGAGCACGGUGAAGGUUUUGAAGGUGUCGCUGAAUCUAUGUCUGAAAUCGCUGAGAAACACAUCAAACUGGGGCCGUCGGAAAAGUCUUUCACCUUCCAGAUGGAUGCGCAGAGUGGCCACGAGGAACAAGGACUACACUCCCCGGUGAAGAUUUCUCAAGAGAAGAGAGUCACAACAGUUUAUCUGGAGAGUCCUUCAGAUGAUUAAAGGGAAAAAAAAAAUCAGUCAGCAUAUUGUGAAAUAGUUGGUGAUGUAUCAAUUGUUGAAAUGCAUAUAUAUUGAGAGAGAGUGCUGUGUAGACACUAAUAAUAUGCUAAUAUUUGCAGCAAAACCCUUUUUUUUUUUCCUUCAAAUUAACUGAAAAUAAAAUGUAAGAAUUAAUGUACCUACUGUACAAUGUGCCCCCUAAGAUGUUGCUUUACUGCAACUCAUAACUGAAGCAAAACUCUCCAAGUUAACCAUUUAAAAUACUAGAAUAAUACCAAUUUUUAAUGGAACACGGUAUCUUAAAAUGCUAAAUGCUAACACGGGCCACCUUAAAUCAGGAUUAGCAUUUGUUAUUGUAGUCUAUACUGAUAGGAGUGUUGUGCUGCUGUGUUAACUUUUUAUAGGUUGCAGUUUAUCUACUAAUAGGUUUCUUUAAUCUCCUCUCUAGAUUUCUCUAUUUUUCUAUUGACCUGUUGCUGUACAGCUUAAACAGCUUCUGCAGUUUACAGUAUCCCAUCACCCCCGCCCUUACAUUAAGGCUGUUAUGGCUGGUUCGGAGUCUGCUUGGGCUACACUUAAUGCAGACCAACAUUUAACAGGUGGAAGUGUGAUGUGCUGUGCACCGCUUGCAGACUGGAGGUUUUUUUUUUUUUUUUAAGGUGGGUGGGAAGGGGAUUAUUACUACAAAGUGAAAUGUUAGGAUACAGACAGGAACACUGUAGGUUAUGAUAAACAGAGUCAGAUGAUAGUUAAGCUUAUAGCUGUCUGUGGGAAGGUUGUUUUGCAAAGGUUGAAAGGUAUAGUGGAAGUCAGUGUAGCACUUAAAGUAUCAUGAAAGAAUAGAUGUUUGUCUGGUAAAUUGCCUUUACUAACAACAUAUUACAAAAUUUGAAUUAGAAAAAUAACUUACAAUAUAUAAUCAAAUAUGUGUUACGUGAUCAAAGUAAUUGAUAAGAACCAUUCCUGUAAAAACUGCAUUUUCAUCACCCUAUGUAUCAUGACAUUUAGAGUCACAGACAUUUAUAUUUACACAUGUGCAUACACUCGAAACACACUUAGACAUUUAAAAUGGUGGAUUGAGACAUUUGAAAGAAAGUGAUGCCAAGUUGAAAAGCAAGUUUUGAGAAAAUGAAAAAGUUAAAAUAAAUCAGUGAACUACAAACAAUAGAGUCUGAU
Messenger RNA from Sphaeramia orbicularis (orbiculate cardinalfish), 4282 nucleotides. It is a transcript of the gene synm, whose product is annotated as synemin, intermediate filament protein. The record is from RefSeq and is a predicted model, not a curated record. NCBI's taxonomy places the organism in Eukaryota, Metazoa, Chordata, Actinopteri, Kurtiformes, Apogonidae. Bases 137 to 3106 code for a protein of 989 amino acids. Gene Ontology annotation, biological process: fast-twitch skeletal muscle fiber contraction; intermediate filament cytoskeleton organization. Gene Ontology annotation, cellular component: neurofilament cytoskeleton; sarcolemma; costamere. Gene Ontology annotation, molecular function: structural constituent of muscle; vinculin binding; intermediate filament binding. The transcript has 4 exons.